Messenger RNA from Austrofundulus limnaeus, 849 nucleotides. RefSeq names its product CDC28 protein kinase regulatory subunit 2 (gene cks2). The transcript has 3 exons. Bases 115 to 345 code for a protein of 76 amino acids. NCBI's taxonomy places the organism in Eukaryota, Metazoa, Chordata, Actinopteri, Cyprinodontiformes, Rivulidae. The record is from RefSeq and is a predicted model, not a curated record. Gene Ontology annotation, molecular function: cyclin-dependent protein serine/threonine kinase regulator activity.
UGUCCAAUCAGGGGAAAGCGGGUGCGUUUUGAAAUCAGCGGCAGAUGACUGMAGUUCGUCGCGCAGUAAAUAAACCKAGCUAAUAGCCGAUAACAGGAGUAUCGCUGGUUCAAGAUGUCAAAGAAACUAAUUUACUAUUCUGACAAGUACAACGACGAGGAGUUCGAGUACAGGCAUGUGGUGCUUCCUAAGCAGCUGUCUAAACUGGUGCCCACCACCCAUCUGAUGGCAGAGGAGGAGUGGAGAGGACUGGGGGUCCAGCAGAGCGAGGGCUGGAUUCACUACAUGAUCCACAAACCAGAGCCACACAUACUACUGUUCAGGAGGCCUCUCCCAAAACAAUGAAUGGGAAUCAACUUUAAAAUAUGUAUCCCCUUUGUUUGUUUUUGUUGUCAUUUGACCGUGCAGGUCUUUAACAAUUUGUCUUUUAUUUAUUUAUUUUUUAUAUAUAUGUUGGCAUGUAUUGUUUGAGGAAAAAGCAGUACUUGUUUUAGUGUGGUGCGCUUACAAAAUGUAUUUUUUUGUUUUGCUGAGGUGAAGAGAGGAAGAAGUCUCKGUUUCAGCUGUGAAUAUUUACCUGAUAUAAACUACAAGAGCUUACUGAGCUAGUUGYACACUUUGAACAAUUCUUUCAAAAUAUCUUUCCAUGUUGUAAAUUGCUCUGUGUUGUCAAGAUUUGAUCUGAGCAACAUGUAUCUAGUAAAAACUUGUAUUUUUCUUUAAAUAUUAUUGUUUGAACUUGUGUUUGUGUUAUGUGCUUAUAGAUAUUAGACAUUUUGUCAGUGAGUUAUGGUUAAUUCAACAUGUACUUUCUUACUAAAAGAACAAAAUAAAAUAUUUUUGGUCACA